UCUUCCGCCCUUCCCUUUUGCUUCCCUUCCACGACAAUUUCACGCCAAAAUAAUCCAAAAGAUUAUAAAAAAACAUCGAUGCGCAGCAUUUUCAUCCCCACUACGUCCCACCACGCCACAACACUCCGCCACACACACAAAACACCGCCUUUACUCUCUCUCUCUCCUCACUUUCUCUCUCUACCCACUCUGUUUUUCCAUGAGGGGUUCGCAUUCGAUCCCUUCCUAAAAGCUCCCUCUUCCUUUCUUUCAUUCUCAACUCAUGGCUUGCGUGAGCGAUGAGAGCUGGGUCGCCCUCCCCAAAAUGCUCUCCGACCGCCUCUCUCUACCGGAAGACGACCGCCGCGACGACGACGAUGACGACGACGACGACCAACCCGGGUUUUUCCGGUCCGAGUCCACCGCGUACAGGUUAGAGAAGGUUUUUCCGGUAUACGCAUUGGGGAUUCCGAAACCCGAGUCCGACCCGGUUGGACUUGCUUCCGUUUCGGGCGACCCGAUUUGGGAUGCCGUCCGCGAAGAGGCCAAGUUGGAGGCGGAAAAGGAGCCAAUUUUGAGUAGCUUCUUGUAUGCCAGCAUCUUGGCACAUGAUUGCUUAGAGCAGGCGUUGGGGUUUGUUCUCGCCAACAGACUGCAAAACCCGACGCUUUUGGCAACUCAACUGAUGGAUAUAUUUUAUGAUGUGAUGCUGCAUGAUAGAGAUAUUCAGCGAUCCGUUCGCUUGGAUGUGCAGGCAUUUAAAGACCGUGAUCCGGCCUGCUUGUCGUAUUGUUCGGCGCUAUUGUAUCUUAAGGGCUACCAUUCUUUGCAAGUACAUCGAGUAGCUCAUUCAUUGUGGAAUCAAGGACGAAAAGUAUUGGCCUUGGCGUUGCAAAGCCGAAUUAGCGAGGUCUUUGGAGUGGACAUUCACCCAGCUGCAAAAAUUGGAGAGGGAAUACUGUUGGAUCAUGGUACUGGUGUGGUUAUUGGCGAAACUGCUGUUGUAGGAAACAGAGUAUCACUGAUGCACGGUGUGAAUUUGGGGGGAACUGGGAAGGGAAUUGGUGAUCGACAUCCAAAAGUAGGUGACGGUGCACUAAUUGGAGCCAGUGUAACUGUACUUGGGAAUAUCAAAAUAGGUCGAGGAGCAAUGAUAGCUGCUGGUUCUCUUGUGCUGAAAGAUGUCCCUCCACACAGCAUGGUGGCGGGAAUACCAGCAAAGGUCAUUGGAUAUGUAGACGAAAUAGAUCCUUCGUUAACAAUGAAGCAUGAUGCUACCAAAGAUUUUUUCGAAAAUGUAGCGUGAAGGCAGUUUGUGGUCUUCAGAGAGAAACUGACUUAUUGUAUCGGCCUGAAGUAUACAAUUUCAUUAACCAUGUUCACUCUUCUGCUGCCUAUGCUGGUGCUGAGGUUCUUGUAUGAGCGGUUUUAAGUACUGGAGAUUUUAAUCUAAGCGCCUGAUUUUCUUCAUUUUACUACCAUAACAAAUUGGGAGAACCAGCAGCAAGAUUCUUUCGAAGUACCCAUGAUCCAGAAAGAAUGAAACCCCUAAUCGGAUGAGGAGAAGUUGAAGCUAGUUGGGGAUCGACCCUCGUUAUUUUUCUUAUUGUAGUCAAAAUGUACUGCCUUAAUGUAUUGGAUGCAACAGAAGAAUAGAAAUUGAUAGGAGUUUCCAGUCCGUCAUUUUAUUUUUCCCUGUUGGCGGGUGAACAAUGUGAUCUUUCCAUAUGUACUAAAUAGGUAACGUCAUUUUUGCUGCUAUAAUCUCUUUACUUGGAAUACUUUUUUUUCGACUGAGAGACUCGUCCAAAGCGGUGAGUUUGUCUGUAUAUUUA
This is a messenger RNA of Pyrus x bretschneideri (Chinese white pear), 1814 nucleotides long. RefSeq names its product serine acetyltransferase 2. Gene Ontology annotation, cellular component: cytosol; cytoplasm. Gene Ontology annotation, molecular function: L-serine O-acetyltransferase activity. The transcript has 9 exons. Bases 263 to 1285 code for a protein of 340 amino acids. Lineage: Eukaryota; Viridiplantae; Streptophyta; Magnoliopsida; Rosales; Rosaceae. The record is from RefSeq and is a predicted model, not a curated record.